AUGUGUCACGCUGUUGAUUGUUCUUCUGUCAUUCGAGAAAAUCCAGGAUUUUAAUUCGCCAGCCUUCGCCAUAUUUAUAUUAGGAAUCCUAGAUUUGUGUUUUUUACAUUGUGGCAAAAAGUGUCAAACGUUUUAUUUUGUGUAACUAGUGUACAGUUUUUCAACUCGCAAAAAAAUGGAAGACCAAAGUGGAAGCUCUGGGCCUAGAGUAAGCGACAAACGUUUGGCUCAAACUCAAGCUAAAGUCGAUGAAGUGGUUGGCAUUAUGCGCGUUAAUGUCGAGAAAGUAUUGGAGAGGGACCAAAAGUUGUCAGAACUGGACAACCGAGCUGAUGCCUUACAGCACGGGGCAGCGCAGUUUGAGCAACAGGCUGGAAAACUGAAACGAAAGUAUUGGUGGCAGAAUCUGAAAAUGAUGCUUAUUAUCGGGGCUAUUGGGGCAGUUCUACUUAUCAUAAUCAUUGUGUGGGCAACAUCCGGGUCAGGCGGUGGCUCUAGCCCUGCUCCUGCUCCGCCUGCUGUCACUGAAACUCCAAAUUCUGGACGAUAGUCAUCAAAAUAACGUUUCAAACUUUGAUAUGGAAACAUUUAUGCUGCUCUUUAUAAAAUAACGCAAGUUUAGACAAACUCAAUGCGACUGAACAGUAUGUAUGAAAUCUAUAUUUUGUAUAUUCAACGAUUAACCAACGCACAC
Messenger RNA from Spodoptera exigua (beet armyworm), 694 nucleotides. The record is from the annotation of a GenBank genome assembly. Lineage: Eukaryota; Metazoa; Arthropoda; Insecta; Lepidoptera; Noctuidae.